AUGAGCAUGCAGGUGUUUGUGGAUGCCGACUAUGCAAGCAAGGCGGCAGACCGGAGGUCGAAGUGCGUUACGCUUUCCACCACGGAAGCAGAGUAUGUGGCAAUUGCCGAUGUCUUGAAGGAAGUGUUGUUCCUGAGGCAGGUGUGGCGUUUUAUGUUGCCAGAUGCAGGUAUGCCGUGCAUCCCGGUGUUCGAGGAUAAUCAGGGAGCGAUUCAGAUUGCGCACAACCCGAUCACGAACUCCAACUCGAAACACAUCGAUGUACGACAUCACUUUAUCAGGGAGCUGGGAGCGAUUCAGAUUGCGCACAACCCGAUCACGAACUCCAACUCGAAACACAUCGAUGUACGACAUCACUUUAUCAGGGAGCUGGUAGAGAGGAAGGAGAUUUCAAUUACUCAUGUGCCGACGCAAUUUCAGCAUGCAGAUUUCUUGACGAAGGCCAUUAGCAAGGAGUCUUUUGCGUUGCACCGUGACUUUGUGAUGAACUUGCAUGAAGGAAGUGUUUUGGGGUCGAUUCGUAUUCUGUNGUGCAUCCCGGUGUUCGAGGAUAAUCAGGGAGCGAUUCAGAUUGCGCACAACCCGAUCACGAACUCCAACUCGAAACACAUCGAUGUACGACAUCACUUUAUCAGGGAGCUGGUAGAGAGGAAGGAGAUUUCAAUUACUCAUGUGCCGACGCAAUUUCAGCAAGCAGAUUUCUUGACGAAGGCUAUUAGCAAUGAGUCUUCUGCGUUGCACCGUGAAUUCGUGAUGAACUUGCAGUGA
Ectocarpus sp. CCAP 1310/34 is the source of this 768-nucleotide messenger RNA. NCBI's taxonomy places the organism in Eukaryota, Phaeophyceae, Ectocarpales, Ectocarpaceae. The record is from the annotation of a GenBank genome assembly.